This is a messenger RNA of Astrephomene gubernaculifera, 998 nucleotides long. Lineage: Eukaryota; Viridiplantae; Chlorophyta; Chlorophyceae; Chlamydomonadales; Astrephomenaceae. The record is from the annotation of a GenBank genome assembly.
GCAAUCUACUGGCGGCGGAGGAGGCGGGGGUUGCGUGGAAGAGCCGGGGAGGGCGGCGGCGGUGCCUGCAGCAGCAGCCGACAGGAGGAGGGCGGCGGAGGAGGAGGCGCAACAUGGGGCGGCGGAGCGGUCGGGACAGCAGCAGACGCCGGGAGAGGGCGAGGUGGAGCGCAUUCGAGCACUGCUGUGCCUGCAGACGGGCAACAACGGAGCCAUCCUGAUCGCUCACCUCCAGGCGCACCUCCUGCCACCCCACCACCACCACCACCGCUGCUGCUGCUGCUGCGACCACUCCGGCGCCCCCAGCGGGUGUGCCACCCCCAGCGAGGCUGCACACUCCGACGCCCCCACUGGCGAGGAAAGCUGCCCCCACUGCCACCUCCCCCACCGCCACCUACCCCACCGCCGCCUCCCCCAGCGCUGCCUGCACCGCGCCGCCUGGGGUGUGCUGGCGGAGGUGUGGGACCGCCUCGUAAGCGCUGCCGUACAGCGGCGUGACUGGGGCGGGCUGGCGGACAGUCUGCAACUCGCCAUGGAGCUGUACACGUACACUGGCACGGGCUCCCGUGUGCCGCUGCUGCAUGCGCUGUGCGGCAACCCCUACCUCUACACGCGCACCGUGUGGGAGGGAGUCUUCGCGACCACGCUGCUCAGCCUGGCGGAGCAGGUGGCGGCGGAGGCGGAGGCGGAGGGGCUGGUGUUGGAUCGGCUGGGGCCGCAUGAGCAGCGCAGCAGUGCUGCUUCUGCGGAGGAGGCUGCGGCAGCGGAUUACGUGGGGGCUGCCGCUGACGGGGGUAGCGGCAGCGGAGGAGGUUGGUCCUCGCGGCUGCUGCUGCCUCCUGCGGAGGCGCGGAGACGGCAAACCAUGCUGCUGAAGCGGCUGGGUUGCUCGCUGGUGGCCCAGGCGGCCUGGCUGGUGCACCUGGGGGUGGCGGAGGAGGCGGCGUGGGAGCUGCUGCAGGGACUGGUGGCGGCGGCGGGCGUGGCGGACCUACCGG